Molecule: messenger RNA, 1002 nt
Organism: Fukomys damarensis (Damara mole-rat)
Lineage: Eukaryota; Metazoa; Chordata; Mammalia; Rodentia; Bathyergidae
Gene: Awat2
Product: acyl-CoA wax alcohol acyltransferase 2
Exons: 7
Coding region: 1-1002 (333 amino acids)
Biological process (GO): lipid metabolic process
Cellular component (GO): endoplasmic reticulum membrane
Molecular function (GO): retinol O-fatty-acyltransferase activity
Source: RefSeq, a predicted model, not a curated record
AUGUUCUCAUCCUCCAAGAAGAAUCUCAAGACCAUGCUGGAAGUCUUUGCUGUUUUCCAAUGGUUCUUCAGUAUCAUCCUUAUCAUAACUGUGGCGAUCCUUGGCAACCUCUACGUACUGGUGUUCACAUCAUACUGGCCUGUCACUGUGCUCAUUUUCAUCUGGCUGGCCUUUGACUGGAAGACCCCUGAGCAAGGUGGCCGCCGAUUAAACUGGGUAAGGCGGUGGAGACUGUGGAGAUACUACUGCAAUUACUUCCCUAUCAAGCUUUUGAAGACGCAUGAUAUUUCCCCCAGCCACAACUACAUCCUUGUUUGCCACCCUCACGGGCUCAUGUCUCAUGCAGUCUUCGGCAAUUUUGCCACUGAAGCCACAGGCUUCUCCAAGAUCUUUCCUGGCAUCAUCCCCUAUACGCUCACACUAGGAGCCUUUUUCUGGGUGCCUUUCUUGAGAGAAUAUGUAUUGUCUACAGGGGUCUGCUCUGUGAGCCAAUCCUCCAUGGACUUUCUACUUACCCAGAAGGGCAAAGGAAACAUGCUCAUUGUGGUGGUUGGUGGCCUGGCUGAGUGCAGAUACAGCCUGCCAGGGUCUUCCACCCUGGUCUUGAAAAAACGAUUCGGCUUUGUACGUGUGGCCCUUCGACAUGGGGUGGCACUAAUCCCUGCCUAUUCCUUUGGUGAGACAGAACUCUACAAUCAGUACAUUUUCAGUCCUGGGGGAUUGGUCAACUGCUUCCAGAUGUGGUUCCAGAGUCUAGUACACGUCUACCCUUGUGCUUUCUAUGGGCGUGGCUUCACCAGGAACUCCUGGGGCUUUCUGCCCUAUGCUCGGUCUCUAACCACCGUUGUCGGGGAGCCUCUAUCACUGCCCAAGAUUGAGAACCCAAGUGAGGCAGAUGUGGCUAAGUACCACGAGCUCUAUAUUGAUGCCCUACGUAAACUGUUCAACGAGCAUAAGACCAAGUUUGGAAUCUCAGAGACCCAGGAGCUGGAGAUAAUUUGA